Molecule: messenger RNA, 4715 nt
Organism: Cervus elaphus (red deer)
Lineage: Eukaryota; Metazoa; Chordata; Mammalia; Artiodactyla; Cervidae
Gene: TMPRSS11F
Product: transmembrane serine protease 11F
Exons: 11
Coding region: 202-1515 (437 amino acids)
Biological process (GO): proteolysis
Cellular component (GO): plasma membrane; extracellular region
Molecular function (GO): serine-type endopeptidase activity
Source: RefSeq, a predicted model, not a curated record
UGUCUUUCAUAUAUUUCAGAUUUCAGAGGAAAGUUUCAAGAGUUUCAUUCUAGGGCCAUUUACAACAGCUGCCAGGCAAAGGAGAAGAUGCAAUCUAAUGUCAGAACCACUUCGAGAUCAUAAAUUACAAGGCUCCCAACCCUGACCUGGCUGAUCAAGAUCUGAUAGUGACUGAAUAGAAGCUGUCCCAGCCCUGGUUCCAUGAUGUACCAACCACUUGAAUGUUCACAAGCUGAUUACCCACAAGUUGAACAACAAAGAAGACAGCAAUGCAGGGGCCCUAUAAGCCUAUCUCUCUUCACACUGGCAAUCAUUGCCAUCAUAGGAAUUGCCAUUGGUAUUGUUACUCAUUUUGUUGUUGAGGGUGAUAAGUCGUUCUACUAUCUUGCCUCUUUUAAAGCUACAAAUAUAAAAUACAGAGAAUGUUAUGGAAUGAGAACCUCAAAACAGUUUACGGAAAAGAGUCAUCAGAUUGAGAGAAUGAUGUCUAGGAUAUUUCAACAUUCUGGAGAGGGUCGGUUUAUCAAAUCUCAUGUUAUCAAAUUAAGUCCAGAUCAAAAUGGUAUGAACAUUCUUAUGGUGCUUGUGUUUCGAUUCCCAUCUACUGAUAGUGCUGAGCAAGUCAGGAAAAAAAUUGAAAGGAUUCUAUAUCAAAGUCUGAAGAGAGAACCAAUGCCUUUUACUAUACAUAAACCAUCAUUUGCACUCACAUCUAUCGACAACAAAAAGAUGAGGAAUCUUCUCAACAGUCGCUGUGGAAUAAGGAUGACACCUUCAUUCAUGCCAUUACCAGCAUUUGCGUCUACUGAAAGAAUUAUCCAAGGAAGUGAAGCAGCUCUGGAAGGGGAGUGGCCAUGGCAGGCCAGCCUCCAGCUCAUAGGGGCUGGCCAUCAGUGUGGGGCCAGCCUCAUCAGUAACACGUGGCUACUCACGGCCGCUCACUGCUUCCGCAGAAAUAAAGACCCAAAUAGAUGGAUUGUCACUUUUGGUAUAACUGUAACACCACCCACAGUGCAACGAAAUUUGAAGAAAAUUAUCAUUCAUGAAAAUUACCGUAGAGAAACAAAUGAAAAUGACAUUGCUUUGGUUCAGCUUGCAACCCGAGUUGACUUUUCAAAUGUAGUUCAGAGAGUUUGCCUCCCAGAUUCAUCCAUAAAGUUGCCACCUAAAACAGGUGUAUUUGUCACAGGAUUUGGAUCCAUUGUAGAUGAUGGACCAACACAAAAUAAACUACGGCAAGCCAGGGUAGAAAUCAUAAGCUCCGAGGUGUGUAACAGAAAGGAUGUGUAUGAUGGCAUGGUAACUUCAGGAAUGUUAUGUGCCGGAUUCAUGGAAGGAAAAGUAGAUGCCUGUAAGGGAGAUUCUGGUGGACCUCUGGUUUAUGAUAAUCAUGAAAUCUGGUACCUAGUUGGUAUAGUAAGUUGGGGACAAUCAUGUGCUCUUCCCAAAAAACCUGGGGUCUACACAAGAGUGUCUCAGUAUCGAGACUGGAUUGCCUCCAAGACUGGUAUCUAGUGUGAACUGACCCUGAAUUUUAUCCAUCACACAUAGAGCUAAAACUCCUGCAUAUUAUGUGUCAUUUGUAUUCUUGUGAUUUGGAUCAGUUCUUUUGUUGAAUGUCAAGAAGUCCUUCAGAGGCAGAGCAAUCUACUAUCAUGAGGUGGACUUUGUAUACAUGUGACAGAAAUCUUUCUCUACCCUAAGAGAAAAAGACACAGCAAAUGACAGUAGCACCAACUCCUCACUCACAUGGGAAAUUGUGAUCCUAUUAAUCAGAUGAAUAUUUAUAUAUAGUUUCCUUCCAUUGAAGAUGGGAACAUUAUUUUCGACAGGAUAUGAAGAGCUGCCAGGGCUCUCAAAAUCUUACCUCAUGUAGUACCUAGAGCACUUGGGAUUCAUCUAGCAAAAAUCAAACAGCAACCAUCCUUGAGGAUUCAGGGCUCCAGCAUUCUAAGACUGAUUACUGGACCUUCAACGGCUUGAAUGGAGCAGUGUGAGAUUUUCAACAUAACUUGAAUUCUAACCUGGGUUUACAAAAUACAGAGCACUAUCAUUAACCAUGAGAAUUGCUAUUUAAAAGGUCUUUAGAUAUAUCUGAACUUGCUAUUAAAAUUGGGUUAUAUACAUCAGUACUAGCUUCAGGAUGCAUGUUGUAUUGUUAAUAAGCAUUUCUGGCUUAUUCUUUAACAGUAUCUUGCCAUUCACACAUCAUUUGAAGCUAGAUUGAAAAGGAGACAACUUUUGGGAGCACUUUUUCAUGGGUAUAAGGAGGAUAAAAAGAACCAGUGGAACCUAGGCUAUCAGAGAUGUUUCAAAUGAUUACUAACAAAACAAACACUCUUUAGAUUUUUGGUGAAAUGAGACAUCCAAUUAUCGUUUAGAUAUACUUCUAUCAUAUACAGUGCUUUAAGUCUUCAGUUCUCUGACAAGUCAGAUGUCUACUAGAAUGUCAGGUUAGGAAAUCUGAUUUGUGCAAAGUACUUGGCACAUUGUUUGGCAUAUAUUAUACACUGUAUAAAAGUUUGUUAUAAUGGGAAGGAAUGCCUUUAUGAGUUUUAAAGUAAAUGAACUUAAUUUGUUUAAUGAGUGAAUGGCCUAAGGCUUAAACCAGCCCCAGGUCUAGUGGGAGAGAGCACAGGCUUAGAACCAGACUGCUUGAGCUUGAAUGUUGACUCUGCCAUGUACAAACUAUGGGUCCUUAACAUCUCUGCAUUAGCACUUCCAUCUCUACAGUGAGAAUAAAAAUGGUACCCACCUCAUAUCAUUAUGAGGAUUAAAUGCAUUCAUAUAGGUAAAUUACUUGGAACAGUGUCUGUACCCAGCAGGCUCUCAAUACAGACUAUGUGUGUGCAUGCUCAGUUGUGUCUAUCUCUAACCCCAUGGACCCGCCAGGCAUCUGUCCAUGGAAUUUUCCAGGCAAGAAUACUGGAAUGGGUUGCUGUUUCUUAUUCCAGGGGGAUCUUCCUGACCCAGGGAUCGAACCUACAUCUCCUGCACUGACAGGUUUAUUCUUUACCACUGAGCCACCUGGGAAGCCCAUAUAUGGAUUAGCUGCUAUGAAUUAUUAUUAAUGUGCUUUGGGCUCAAUGAAACAAUAUACUAUUUAAAAAUUGUACUUUGCUUCUUUAAAAUCAUGUAAUUGAUUUCAGAAUAGUUUAAAUUACAUUGUAAAAAAUUAGGUGAAUUGCUAGGUUUUCAAAAUCAGUUUUGUAUGCCUCAGUAAUGUAUGUAUAACCAAGUCUGCUUAUACCCAAGUAGUCAUAGGAUGCUUGGUCAUCUGUCAUCAGGGUUGUGGCCACAGAGAUGCAGCUGGAUUCACACUCAGGUACCAAACAUGAGGCCUCAAAUUCUAGACUUGUUGCUCUGACUUAUCUAAGAAAAAUCUAGUCUCUUAGUUUCUUUAAUGACUGAAACUUUAAAUUUGCAUGUAUGUGUGUUAUAUGUAAUAUAUAUGUAAAUAAGAUAAAUGUAACUAAAAAACUCCUAGUCAUUUAAUAUAAAUGUUAAGAUAUAAUAAACACAAAAUGGUUAUCCAUACAUACUUCCCUUUUGAAAACAAAAGAUCACCAAAUUUCUGAGCUGAUGACUCCUAGCAACUAAAUAUCAACAGUAAAAGCAGAAUAAAAAUUUAAAUCCUUAUGCUUCAUUUUAUAUGUAGAGAUACAGCCAAAGCUUUUUGGAAAAUACUUAGCAUAUUCAAAAUGUGUUUGAUUGAUGAUGUACCUUCUUUAUAUUAAAGCCUAACACAACCUUUGGUAGACACAAGAAUACAAAUCUGUCUAGAUUGAAUGGAUAUGUGCUUUUGUGUACCUAUAUUUUUAUUUCAGAAGACUGUGACAACUCUUUGCAUAUAAAUAUCUGUGAAACUACAUAUAUGUAUUUAAAUUAUAAUACAGUUAAUUUACUUCAGCCCAAUGGCAUUUUGACACAUAUGAGAGAAAUAAAUGUAAUAGACUGCAUAAAUCUAAGAAAUGGAAAAGCAGAUUUUAAAAAUAGAUUUAUAUAUACUAUUUUUAGUUGGAUUCUGAUCUGUUGUGUGGUGAUAUGGGGAUCAUGCAAUAGCUUUUCCUCAUGUUUUCCAUCUACCAUAUGGGACAUUGGGUGAUCUAACUCGUGGCAUUGUUGUAAAGCUUUCUUGUAAAAUAAUAAAGUUGAAAAAUCAAAGAAUGUUUAAAACUUGGUCAAAAAAUGUAAAGUAUAUUACUGCAAAAUGAUAUUAGUACAGAUGAUGCUGCAAAUGCAUUAAAAUUACAAAGAAGUGGGUUUUUUACAGUGUUAUUUUUAUUUAUCAAUAGUAUUGCUUUGUGAAUUUUGCAGAUAUUUUGUGGUUAAAAAAAAGCCUGGGCUUUGUCUUGCAUGCUGUGAAUACUAUAAUAACACACACAUCUUUUCAUAGAAAAAAAAAUAACAACUCAACAAUUCUCUGACUCAUUGUUUUUGAAAAGACAGGUCAAAGCCAUUUCAGUUGACAGUAAAUGAUGCAGCACAUAAUUCCUGUGGAAUCUUGAUAGAAUUUGGGGUGCCAUGUGGAUGAAAGGGUUAAUUUUUAAUGCUAGAACAAGAUUGAAACAAAACAUUUUGCAAUGUCUAACCACCUCUCAGGAAAAUCUUCUUGAUUCAAUAACACUAACAGCAAAAAUACAUUAAUAGCAAUCAUCCAGUGAACUUGAUACUUUGCUCAUCUAUUUAUUUAACAGAGAUGGGAUGUAUGCAAG